Dermacentor andersoni is the source of this 4646-nucleotide messenger RNA. RefSeq names its product RAS oncogene family member Rab23 (gene Rab23). The record is from RefSeq and is a predicted model, not a curated record. NCBI's taxonomy places the organism in Eukaryota, Metazoa, Arthropoda, Arachnida, Ixodida, Ixodidae. Gene Ontology annotation, molecular function: GTPase activity; GTP binding.
CACGCACACCGGCGACGCGUUCUCCAUAAGCGGGCGGCUUGCCGCCGUGCGUGCUUGUGUCUAGAACUGUGUUGCGUGGGGGUUGCCGACGGAGCCAGACGACCAGGCGAUCUGCCAGUGGAACUUUUGUGCCCGAACCGUGAAUCAGCGCAUCGGCGGAUUCGUUUGCCAUCAGCACUCAUCACCCUAUCGGAAUAUAACGGCGCCGUGAAUAGGCAUCCUCCGAAGCAACGACCGUUCCCAGGGAGGCUUGGCUGAGCGCGGAAUGCUUCGUGGCCGGUCCUGGCAGCACCGGAGCCUCAGGCAGCAAGACAACUCCCGGCCAUGACCCUACCGCGGCGCAGCGUGUCCUGAGAGCCAACAGCGUCAGCGCACCGCCGCCGCGCUGUUACAGCGCGGUGCCCGCAAUAGUUCCUCCUCGUCACCUCGCUCAGCGGUGGGGGCGCCCUUUGAAAGCUUCAGCCUAGUGCUAGCAGAAGGCGGCGUGCCUUGUGGUUACGUAGGCCAACGCGCAUUCCACAUCGCAACGCGGUGAUUGGUGGGUGCCUUACGUCCCAGGUGCGUCUGAGUGUUUGAUCUCUUGUGUUCGGCUACGGUGAUCCAUCGGUGUUUAGCGCCCUUCUAAGCCAGCGCCCAGUUCGACGCACCAGUAGACCUCGGUAUACGCGUGAUUUGGCUUUCGUUAGGCGCGCACGCAACGCACCAAGGGUACCUACCCAUUGGCGUCGGUCCUUACUUUCCGUCAAUAACACAGUCCGCGCUAAGACGUCGCUUCCGUACCCGGUUCCUGCGGAGGGACUUGCAAAGCCACGGCACCUCCGAGUGGUCCGCCUAGAUUCCCUCUACCUUACUUGCCGUGCUGGGCUACGGCAGGUCUACUCAAAUCGGUGCGCUGCUAAGGUGCCCGCCUCGUGCAUUGCCUCUGUGCCUGAAGUGUGCGAGCGUGAGUGCGCGUGCUCGUGAGUGGGCGUAGGACGUGAGACCCCAGGUGAAGGCGUCGAUCGGACGAGGACUGCCAUCCGGCCAAAGCCAUGCGCGAGGACGACUUCGAGGUAGCCCUGAAGGUGGUCGUGGUGGGCAACGGAGCCGUGGGCAAGUCCAGCCUCAUCCAGCGCUACUGCAAGGGCGUCUUCACGGCCGAGUACAAGAAGACCAUCGGCGUCGACUUCCUGGAGCGCCAGCUGAGCAUCCGCGGUGAGGACGUGCGUCUAAUGCUCUGGGACACGGCGGGCCAGGAGGAGUUCGACGCCAUCACCAAGGCCUACUACCGAGGAGCACAGGGAUGCGUUCUCGCAUUCUCCACCACGGACAGGGAGUCGUUCAGGGCGAUCGAGUCGUGGAGGAAAAAGGUGGAACACGAAUGCGGCUCCAUACCAAUGGUGCUGGUGCAGAACAAGAUUGAUCUCAUGGACAGGGCCACAGUGUCCAAGGAGGAGUCAGAGGAGCUUGCCAGGAGAAUGCAGCUCCGGCUCUACCGCACCUCGGUGAAGGAAGACUUCAACGUCAACGAAGUGUUCCGGUACCUGGCCGAGCGGUACUUAGACCAGAUGAACAACCCUGUAGACGACUACGUCCGCGGACCCCACUCCAAAGGACUGCACCCGAUGACCAACAAUCUCCGCAACGGCCACCUGCUGAAACCCUCGCAGGCUCACAGAGACGGCAACACCAUCAGCCUCCACCGGAGGCUCAGGCCGUCCAGGAAGUCGCUGCGCCGCAGCUGCUCCUUACUCUGACACGAAGCUGUGGCCCAUAACCACUCUUACCCAAAUUUUAGCCGGAGCACGUCUACGUGCAGAUGGGAACAGGCCCAGACUGUCCGUGAGGGUUCGAUUUACUAUGUCAUCCGGGGCCAUGUUUGCCAACGCUUCAGAGAUGGCGAGGGCAUGCGUCGCUGACGGAGGAAGCGCAUCGAAGGCUUCUUGGUUGGCUGCUGGUGCACUGAGAGUUGGUUUCUUGUGAGCAGUUCUCGUGUAAAGGCCCUGGAAACCAUCCCGGUAGUGGCAGGGUCCUCAACACACAAACACAUGCAUAGUCGUUGGUCCCCUUGGCCUCGACGUGGUGCUUUCCGGAUUGCGGUCAUCGCAUUGAAAGCUCGCGUUUGAGUGUCGGUGUGAGACGGACUUGUGAAGGAAGUGAGCGCCCCCCCCCCUUUUUUUUUCUCGAAGGAAAGCAUUUCUUAGAAUUCGAACGCUGUACUUGGAUCCAGCAAUGCCGAGACACCGCAUUGUAAUGAUGUCUCUGCAGGAGAGCACAUAUCGUUAGAUUAAGUCUGCCUCUAUGGCAUCCCCUUUUCUUUAAGUCGACGCCUUUGGAACAGUUUACCGCUGUAUGCUUUUUGGCGGGACAAGCGUCGAGUAAGGCUGGCAACAUUAUAUAAACAGGAAUGCCAGCACUUAUCAUUGUACAGUGGCAUUUUUGGAGUCCUUACGUGGCGGAGUCCUUAACGCAACUUUCGUCGUCGCGUACGAAGAGAAUGUACAAAGGCGCUUCCAUUGGUGUCAAUUUGAGUGGCGACAUCGAAUUGUAGUAACAUCUAAGAGGUCAUCAAGCAAAGUGCCUUAAUAAACAAUUUUCUGGCGAUUACGACAUUACGAUUACGACAUUUUCUCGCGAGUGCGGCAGCUUUCCCUAUCGCUGGUUUGUCGGGUCAACAGCUUUAGGCAUAAAAGCACAGGCGUUUAUUCAUGGAGACCUUUCCAUCAUAAGGGCAGUGAAGAGGAAUGUAAGCAGCAGCAAAAACCAACCAACAACAACAACAACAACAAAAAAAGCAUUCAGCUCUGUUUGCUGCACUAUCCUGGAGUAACCCCUUUGUAUAAACGAAGCAAAGGUCUUCUAUAUAUUUUAAGCACCGCCGCUCUGACACCAUGACUACAAAUGUGUUAAAGGAGACAGUGUCUUUAUUGUGGCUAUCGAUUUCCUAAUUUUUGCUUUAUGACAGUCGUUAAACUUUCAUCAUGAAAUUAAUUGACGUAGAAACAUAAAUAUGAAGGCUGUCAGCAAACAUCUUGUCUGCUUCAUUAAGGCCGGAAAGAAGUGUCACAUCGUAUUCCUCCGUCCUUCUACAGCGUGCCUCGAAUGUCGUGCCACAGUAACCUUGCGAUAGACAGGGUAACAGUAAACGCGUGCGCCAUUUGCAUCUUGACGGGCAGCAGAUCACAUCGCAAUGUUUGGUUUAUCGUCAUCCAUGACGGAACAGGAAUCUCCGCGCCAAAACUCUUCUGUGACAUUUGGGCGGUGUGGCGUACGUCGAGCUCUCGAUUUUAGUUUCUUCUCCAAUUCUCCCACGUUGUGAGACAGUGUUGAAUGCGUCAAAUACCAGAGAAAGCACGCGAAAUAAUGUUGACAAAGUGUCCACAGCUUUGAUCAAGAAGGGUCAGUUCGAACUCUCACCCAAGCGACAAGUAGCGGUUGGUGCAAGCGGAUAUUGCUGUUAUUUAAAAAGUUUCACGAAACGGGCGCUGUUGGCGGAGGGUUUCAAUUGCGCAUGACAAUCUAUUUCCGCUGCUGUUUUCGUCGCUUCUGGAUUGCACUGGCGUGUUGCUGAGGAGAGGCACCGUGCCACCAGAGCCUUACUCGGACGAGCCGGGCGGUUCCAGUCGUGCAAGAGGUGGCCGUCCUGUCCAAGGGGCGGUCAUACUAGAUGUUCGCGAUGUUCCACUUGAACAUUUUUUAGCAGUAGCGCGUGGUGCCACAAAUUAUGUGACCGCGUGCAACGCUAGACGCAUCUUGUUUGUGGGCUGUAGGUCAUUGGGGGCUUACAAGGGUAACCGAACAAUGCAGCGUCAAAAAACCCACAUUCAGAAUUGAUUGAGCAGGUGACAGAGAGUUUGCAAACGAACAGGGUGCUUUGGUUCGGUGUGACGAGCGACAAUAGUGCGAGCUUUACGGCUGAAAAAAUAACACGAGCGUGCCGUACUUACCGGCUGCUUUUUUUUUUUACUACGCGCCGCUUUGAAUUAUAAUAUCCCGCAGAUAUUUUUUUUUUUUUAAGAGUUGCCUUAGAGCUGUUGCUCCAGCUUGUUUUUCAGCAGUACUCUUAACACUGGGCCACUUGUCUUGACUGCGGUUAUUGCGUCCAGAAACUCGUUCGAGCACGUCAGGUAGUGGGGGCAGCAAGAUAACUGUUGCCUCCACAGAAUGUGAUGACAGGUCAUUCGCGCAUCCGUGACUUGACGCUUUGUGGAUUGUCCUCUUUCAGCGACGUUUAUUGCGUGAAAAACGUUGUUCGGACUGGAGAAACAGUCCGAAAUGUUUCAGUACCUAUUAUUGCUGGAGAAACGCACAUUUACUGUGCAUUUUAAUGAGUCCUCAGGUACUGGGAUUCUCUUUUUAACAGCUAGGGCCGCCGUUUGUACAAGGUGAAGAGGAGUGUGUUAGUAGAGUACUUUGAGUGUUAAACGCGCCAGAUGAGGAGAUGCACACUGCCUAAAGUAGCGUUUCAUAGUCCAGGUGAAGAGAGGUGUUCUCAAGUGUUACGCCAUUUUUCCACGUUCGGAAUGGUGAAAAAAAAAAAGUUUGGAUGAACCGGUGAGUUCAACGAAAUCCAUGUUUUUUAUCGCAUGUGUUUGUGUUUUUAACCGCGUGUUCUGUUAUCCCGGUCAUUUGUAAGCGGUCAACAAAUAAAAAGGCUAUUAAAUUGU